Messenger RNA from Tauraco erythrolophus (red-crested turaco), 1020 nucleotides. NCBI's taxonomy places the organism in Eukaryota, Metazoa, Chordata, Aves, Musophagiformes, Musophagidae. The record is from RefSeq and is a predicted model, not a curated record.
UUCGCCACUGUCUAUAAAGCAAGGGAUAAGAACACCAACCGAAUCGUCGCUAUUAAAAAGAUUAAACUGGGACAUAGAUCAGAAGCUAAAGAUGGAAUCAACAGAACAGCUCUAAGGGAGAUAAAGUUGUUACAGGAGCUCAGCCAUCCAAAUAUUAUUGGUCUUCUAGAUGCAUUUGGACACAAGUCCAAUAUUAGUUUGGUGUUUGAUUUUAUGGAAACAGAUCUUGAGGUUAUUAUAAAGGAUACCAGUAUUGUGUUGACACAAUCUCACAUCAAGGCAUAUAUGCUGAUGACACUUCAAGGAUUAGAAUAUUUACAUCAGCACUGGAUUCUGCACAGGGAUCUUAAACCAAAUAAUUUGUUGUUAGAUGAAAAUGGAGUUUUAAAAUUGGCUGACUUUGGCUUGGCAAAAGCUUUUGGAAGCCCAAAUAGAGUUUAUACACACCAGGUAGUAACAAGGUGGUACCGAGCCCCAGAACUAUUGUUUGGUGCUAGAAUGUAUGGUGUUGGUGUCGAUAUGUGGGCUGUUGGUUGUAUUUUAGCUGAAUUGCUCCUCAGGGUUCCUUUUUUGCCUGGAGACUCUGAUCUUGACCAGCUGACAAGGAUAUUUGAGACACUGGGCACUCCAACAGAAGAACAAUGGCCUGGGAUGACAAGUCUCCCAGAUUAUGUCACAUUUAAGUCUUUCCCUGGAAUGCCACUUCAACAUAUCUUCUGUGCAGCUGGUGAUGAUUUGCUCAAUCUUCUGCAAGGCUUAUUCACAUUUAACCCUUGUACUAGGGUAACGGCUACUCAGGCUUUGAAACAGAAGUAUUUCAGCAACCGACCAGGACCCACUCCGGGAAAUCAACUGCCAAGACCCAACUGUCCUGCAGAAGCUGUAAAGGAGCAACAAAGUACACUUUUAAAUCUUAAAAGGAAAAGAACAGAAGGAAUAGAUCAAGGAUUACCAAAAAAAUUGGUUUUUUGAUUGCUGUGGAUGGUGGAUGAAAGUGAGUGAAAACGGCCCGAGUCCCAA